UCGGCGGGACACUAUAUUUUUACUCGGACGGGCUCUUUAGUAAAUGGCGGACUGAGUAAUAGGUGAUUGCUCCAGAAGCUCUGGCCCUCUAUUCGUUCCGCCGUCCGUCCAGCCAACAUGUCUCGAUUUGGAGCAAAGAAAGGCAGGAAGCUCCCCGGUGCAGAAUUUACCUGGGAGGCCGAUCCUGGCGGGGAAGCAGACACAGCGCCUACGCCUCUUUUUCCCAGAUAUAAUGUUCCCCGCGCGAGACUUUUGAACCCUCGCGAACAGAAACAGGUCGAUUUCUACCGAGCUUUGCGGGAUCGCUUCCAUGACGGGCCCUACUACUCCGUCCUCCAAUCGACCUCAGUCACAGCAAGAAAAGAUGAGGCUACUCGUGCGCACUUUGACCCUUUCCACGGAAUGCCUACGUAUUCGGGCAAGUACCAGAAGCAGAAGCGGGACCGGCCGGAGUUGAAAGGACGUCCGUAUGUUAUGAAAUUCUUCCCUCGCCAGCUGUGGAAGACGAUCCAGCCGAACUUCAAUCCCUCGGUCGCAAUGGAUGGAUACGUGCCACAGGGACCUCGCAUCGGAGUGAAAAGGGGGUUUGAGGAUGAGGAAGAAGAACAGGAUGUCGAGGAGACCAAGCGUAGAAGGGGCGUCGACGAAGAUGAGGACGCUGAGCGGGAUGAGCGAGAAGAGCGGGAAGAAGAGGUGGAUGUGUUGGACCCGGAUGAGGAUCAGGAGGAAGAGAUCGUCGACAACGACUUUGAGGAUGAUGAUGAUGAAAUGGGCGGUGACUACAAUGCGGAACAGUACUUCGAUGCUGGCGACGAUGAAUACGGAGAUGACGGAUUCGCAGACGGCGGAGGCGGAGGUGGAGAUGAAGACACCUACUGAGGCUGAGGAACAAUUGUUGAGAUACCCCAUCUUGUUUAGUUUCUAUAUUCUAGGGAGCAGCGCAUGGUCAAGCGUAUGGCAGGCUGCUUAAAAUUGUCAUAAGAUAUACG
Aspergillus novofumigatus IBT 16806 is the source of this 989-nucleotide messenger RNA. Its product is annotated as DNA-directed RNA polymerase III subunit C31. Gene Ontology annotation, cellular component: RNA polymerase III complex. The transcript has 3 exons. Gene Ontology annotation, biological process: transcription by RNA polymerase III. Lineage: Eukaryota; Fungi; Ascomycota; Eurotiomycetes; Eurotiales; Aspergillaceae. Bases 118 to 879 code for a protein of 253 amino acids. The record is from RefSeq and is a predicted model, not a curated record.